Messenger RNA from Notolabrus celidotus (New Zealand spotty), 8095 nucleotides. It is a transcript of the gene wnk2, whose product is annotated as WNK lysine deficient protein kinase 2. Gene Ontology annotation, cellular component: cytoplasm; cytosol. Gene Ontology annotation, biological process: positive regulation of potassium ion import across plasma membrane; negative regulation of sodium ion transport; monoatomic ion homeostasis. Gene Ontology annotation, molecular function: potassium channel inhibitor activity; chloride channel inhibitor activity; protein serine/threonine kinase activity. The coding region runs from base 998 to 7834 and encodes 2278 amino acids. The record is from RefSeq and is a predicted model, not a curated record. The transcript is spliced from 29 exons. Lineage: Eukaryota; Metazoa; Chordata; Actinopteri; Labriformes; Labridae.
AGGUGGCCCAUAACUACGAGCAGCGUCUCUUGUCGAGGGUAGGCUUAAACAGACAUCUUCCCAUUGGAGGCUUAGCGCGUCACAGUGAGAGCGGACAAUGGUGUGGUCCACGCAGCCUGUGUCACGGGAGGAUGAGGGUGCCGCCUAAAAGCGUGAGGACUUAUUGGAUACGUGUUGUUGCUAGGGGCGUGGGCUGUGCCGUGAAAUAAUCUACUUUUUCUCAGACCCGUGCAAGGAAAAAGAUAAAAAAUUCAGGAAGACGAUAGAGGUAUCAGUUGUGAGAAAUGCGAAGAGAGCUUCCUGCUUCAACCUGAGGGAAAGUGUGCCGCAGUGGCAUAAUCUGAUAAGCUUCUACCCAUCCCGCUCUCCGCUCCAAAACGACUCUGAGGGGGAAUAAAAAAGUGUGCGAGGGUGGCUAAAGGAGGCAUGAAGACGAGCUGAGGUCACACUUGAUGGAACUAAGUCAGAUUUCAACCCGGAACACCUGCGAUUUAUUUGCAUGAACCGGAUCCCGGCACGGUGCGUGUUUACAGGGAUGACAGCUGCGCACUUGGUCCCGUGACGUGUCUUUGGGGAGGAUUAGCGCGUGGUACAGCCCAAACAUCCCGGCCUGUGCAUUACAGUCUGUGAUUUAUCCGCGAAACAAUUACAUUUGUUUAGAAGAGACCUUAUGCAAUGUGGAGGAAAGUGUUUACGUGAGCUCGGAGGAUGACAUCAGGCGCAAGUUGAGUAUCUCUGCGCGAUAUUGCAGCAAGGUGCACCGGCGCGUGAGGUGGCAGGGAGCAAUGCACACAUCCUCCGAGCUGGACGUUUUGCGGGUAUGCUCUGUGUCCUAAACAAACACAAGGCUUAUAAGGCCAUACAUCCUGAGCUGGAAAACUGCGUCACUACAUGCGCGAGCUGCAGGUAGGCAGCAAACUCUCCCACCACCGGGGAGGCGCGUGCUCAUCCUCCUCCCUGCACCAUGUCGCCGGUAAGUGUUUAACAAGUUACCAGGAUGGAUUCGGCGGAGGAGUCAAGAAAAGAUCCGCCGCUGGGGUCCACGUUUUCCUCAGCACCCAAUUUAGACUCGGACAUCAACGCAAAUGCCCGCAGGCUUGUUUAUGAGAAUGGGACGGACCACAAUGUCAACUUCCAGAGCGAAGCCAUGCGAGGGUCCAGUGAUCCAAGCGCUUACCCGUCCACUGACUACCAAGGACUGGUCCGCCAGAGGUUCAUCCGCAGGAGCCUCUGGGUGUCAGACUCUGAGGAACAGCCGCUCGACACUACAGAGUGUGUCAACAGCAGCCCGGUACUUAACAUCGACCUGCGGACCAUCGUGGACCGGAGUCGGACCCGGGUUCUACACGGAGCCCGCCUUGGCCUCCAGGAGACCUCGACCACUGAGAGCCAGGUGGGGUUAAAAAGCAGCGCAACAGAGAGCGUGAGCGCCACGGAGACGAAAGGUGGCAAGAGAGAAAGUGAGCCAAAGGCAGAGGUCGUGCCCUCUGACGUCACGGGGAAAGCAGGAAGUGAUGAGAACGAAGAGGAGCCCGGUACCAAGGCGGUGUCCACCUCACCUGGGGGGCGCUUCCUCAAGUUCGACAUUGAGCUGGGGAGGGGGUCCUUCAAGACAGUCUAUAAAGGUCUGGACACCGACACCUGGGUCGAAGUGGCUUGGUGUGAACUCCAGGAACGGAAACUGUCUAAAGCUGAGAGACAGAGGUUCAAAGAGGAGGCAGAGAUGUUAAAGGCACUGCAGCACCCCAACAUUGUGCGAUUCUACGACUUCUGGGAAUCACCUGUGAAAGGGAAGAAGUGUAUUGUUCUGGUGACAGAGCUAAUGACCUCAGGGACGCUAAAAACCUAUCUGAAGCGUUUUAAGGUGAUGAAGCCCAAAGUUCUCAGGAGCUGGUGCAGACAGAUCCUCAAAGGCCUCCACUUUCUCCACACGAGAGCUCCUCCCAUCAUCCACAGAGACCUCAAGUGUGACAACAUCUUCAUCACAGGUCCCACGGGCUCGGUUAAAAUAGGAGACCUGGGCCUGGCAACACUGAAGAGAGCCUCUUUUGCUAAAAGUGUCAUUGGCACUCCCGAGUUCAUGGCCCCAGAGAUGUAUGAAGAGCACUAUGAUGAAGCUGUGGAUGUCUAUGCCUUUGGGAUGUGCAUGCUGGAGAUGGCCACCUCAGAAUACCCCUACUCUGAGUGUCAAAACGCAGCUCAGAUCUACCGCAAAGUCACCAGUGGGGUGAAACCUGCCAGCUACAGUAAAGUCAGUGACCCAGAAAUUAAGGAAAUAAUCGGGGAGUGUAUCUGUCAUAGAUGGGAGGAAAGGUACUCCAUCAAGGACCUCUUGAAUCAUGCGUUCUUUGCAGAGGAUACAGGUGUGAGGGUGGAGCUCAAUGAAGAGGAUGAUGGGAAGAAAUCCUCCAUUGCUCUGAAGUUGUGGGUUGAAGAUACUAAAAAGCUGAAGGGGAAGUACAAGGACACUGGUGCCAUUGAGUUCACCUUUGACUUGGUGAAUGAGGUCCCAGAGGUAGUCGCUCAGGAAAUGGUGGAAUCAGGUUUUUUCCUGGACUGUGAUGUGAAGAUAGUUGGGAAGUCCAUACGGGAUCGUGUUGCACUCAUCAAAUGGAAGAGGGAGCGCACUGUCCCAUUAGGAAAUGGUGAGUCAUCUGCAAAGAAGACUCAGCAGAACCUACUGCAGGUGCCAGGUUCAGGAGUACAAGAGGAUUCCACAUUAUCUACGGCGGAUUGUGAGAACCAAGAGAUUGAGCAGCAGACCCUGAUCUGCACCGUGCCAGCCACCAUGUCUACCACAUCUGACAGUGGAGUGAGCUCUGCGAUGCAAUUAGAUGAUCUAAACAAUCAGCAAAACGGUCCCUAUCAGUCCCUUCCAGAGCCCAUAUCUCAAGCUCAGAUUAUCUACAGUCCUCCUGCCCAGGCAGACCCUCACUUACAUCAGGGGCCCUACCAGCAACCCACAGCACAGGCCUCACAGGAAAACUACACACAUGUAUCCACUCAAUUACACCAAGGAGCCUACCAGCAUACCACAGGUCAGCUGCAUCCUGGGGCCUAUCAACAACCUGCAUCCCAACUACACCAGGGGCCUUUUCAGUCUCAUACAACAGUUUCGGCUCCAGCUACGCCAGCCCCUGCUCUGCACCAGAGUAGACAGGCAGCACAGAGCUUCCCAGCUGCAGCUCCCGUUCUACAGCCACCGCUUACUGCCCAGCCCAGCCAGGAGCAGCACCAUCUUCUUCACGUUGCUGUUCUGCCGCAGGUUUUGUCUGCUGACCAGACCCCAACUCACAUGAGUCCUCCUGACAUGGCGACCAGUUUUCAACAUUCAGUCUCCAGUGCUCCUCCUCCACUCCUGCCUCUGCAGAUCAGCACACAGUUUUCCUCCCCAUAUUCUGUUGUUCAAACAGGAGGCAUCAACCCUGCUCCCUUCCCCCCAGGUCCUCUGCCUUGUGCCUACAGCAGCAGUGGCCCUCCUAUGUCUAGCCCCCGCUUCCCACCUUCACCACAGCAUCCCUCCCUUCCUCUGACCCCUCACGCUUCCUUUCCCUCUGCACCCUCACUCGGCACACCUCAGACCCCCCUGUCCACACCUCAGCAUGUGCCCAGGGUGGCACUCCAUAUUCCACUACUCACAAUGACCAUGCCCCCUGCAGUCCCCCUGCAGCAGGGAGGCCCUCCUACGUCUCAGGCAAACAUGGGUAGCUUCCAUACUGCACAUCCCUUACCUUUCUCCCAGGUACAACCCACACAUUACCCCGUCCCCCACCCUGAGCAGGAACUGGCUGAGCAGCCUGUCCAGGUGACAGCAUCAGUCCAGUCUGUGUUUCCUGCUGUUCAGACCUCUAUCUGGAGAAGUGGAGUAGAUACAGAAUCAACAGCUCCACUCUCAGAAUCCAUCUCAGUCUCAGCUACAGAAAGAGGCGGAGCUAAAGCCCCUGCACAAAUUCCAGCUUUGAUCCCAGCACAAAACCAACAGGUCCAUAUUUCAGCUCAAGCUGCAGCCAUUCCUGAAACCACAGCUUCAAAAAUUGCAGUGCGAGCUCUUGUCGCAGAUCCAGCUCAAGCACCAGUCUCUGCAUCAGGCCCCACUAUUCAGCCACCCAAAGGCCUGUCCGCUGGCUCAGACACAUCUGGUUUUGCCUCAGCCCAAGUCCCUGUCGCAGUGCCAGCAGCCGCUGUUCAAUCAGCUCCAGCUCCUGUCGCAGUUUCAGUCCAGGCUCCAGCUCUGCAGCCUGAUGGCACUCAGACAGCAAGCUCAGUGUCUGAGUGUGCCAGCCUGGCACCAACUCAGCAAAACCUCGAAUCCACAUCUAAAUCCAGCACCUUUCAACAAGAGCCCUGUGUAGAGGAUGUGAUUCACGGCAAGCCAGUGUCUUUAGCCAGUUUUGCCUAUGACAGUCUCAACUCUGAUGUAGCAUCUGGUAAGGAAACAAGUGAUGGCUACGACAGCUUGGCGAGCGGAGGGAAGGGGGACGGGAAACCCAGAAAGCACCACCGCAAGUCUGCCCGGACUCGCUCCAGACAGGAGAAGACCAGCAAACCCAAACUGAGCAUGCUCAAUGUUUGCAACACUGGAGAUAAAAUGGUGGAGUGCCAGCUGGAGACUCACAACCAUAAAAUGGUGACAUUUAAAUUUGAUCUGGAUGGAGAUGCUCCAGAGGAAAUAGCAACUUACAUGGUAGAGAAUGGCUUCAUUCUGCUGUUAGAGAAGGAGAUCUUUAUCGACCAGCUAAAGGACAUUGUGGAUAAAGCUGAGGACAUGCUGAAUGAAGACAUGGAGGGUGAAAGGGCCUCUACUCUGAGCUGUAGUCCUCAGCAAGGCUUCAUUUCUGAGGGGAUGGUAGGAGAGAGUCAGCAACCUGGAGCACCUCAGGCCAUUUAUCAGCAGAAUGUUCUUCACACAGGCAAGAGAUGGUUCAUAAUCUGCCCCGUGGAGGAGACGCCCACAUCCAGCCAGGACACCCCUUCUGAUGGUACAACCACACAGUCUCCUGGGAGUUCAACCACCACCCAGCCUGCUGACAGUGGCACAGGGAGAGAAGGGUCGUCUUCCACGAUGUCUGGAGGGAGUGGAGGCUUCACCUAUGAUGUGUAUGGAUUCUGUAGCCCUCCGAUUAUGUCCAACACAGACCCUCUGCUCUUAGCCACUCUGUCUCCCCCUGUGUCUGCUCCCCCCACCCUUCAGUCAGUUUCAUCAGUGGAGCCUUCAGGCCCCACAAUGCAGCCCAGCAUUCAUCAAGCUCAGCCAGCCAGAGCUCCAACUUUGCCCCCAUCAUCCCCACAUACAUCUUUCCCAGUUGAGGAGUCACAGGGCUCCCCUAUGGGCUCCGUCUCCCCAAUCCACGCAGUUCAGCAGCUCCCUGACUUGACUUGUCCUGUGUCAGUGGUAGACGAGGUGCCCUGCUGCCCCCUGGUCAUGCCCCUGUCCCUGGAUGUGAGCAGUUUACAGGCAGGGUCUCCUCUCACUCCUCUUCCGCUCCAGGAAUCUGGUUUAGCCAAAGAACCGCUGUCAGUCUCUUACACCUCUGCAGCACGCAGCGAGCGCCCACAGCAGCCUGUGGUGCUCCACCAACCCUUUUCCAGCGUGGGAGGGACCAAAGCACCAUCACUACCCCAGAGCCCAGCGCCGUCCCAGCCCGGUGCUGGGCCUGCUGAGUCAGAUGGGGAAGGACGGCUGGGCCGCGGUGGCUUUGUGGAUAGCACCAUAAAAACUCUGGAUGAGAAACUAAGGAACUUGCUCUACCAGGAAUACGCCCCCAUGUAUCCGUCAGGCAGUGCUGCAGAGACACCCGGCUCCGGUACAGAGUACAUCCAGUCUCCUCCUGGUCCAGACAGCGCCACAGGAGGGUCAGGAAAUAGCACCCCAGGGCCCAUGGGGGAGGGACGCUACAGGGGAGGAGAACAGCUGCCUCAAAUCCCAGAGAGAAUGGAUAGUUUGAGCACACUGAGUGACUCAGCCGUGUGUGCUUCUCUGUCAAGACGACACUUUCCUCACUCUGCUUCCUGCUCUGGAACGAGAGGAAGAUUCAAGAUAAUAUCAGUUCCUCCUGAAGUGGCCUACAGACAAGAUGUGAAGCAAAGGAGCUGGAGUAGUGCUGCCUCCCCGGCACAUCCCUCAGAAUACGCUGAGGACCUCAUCCAGGCUGAGGCCAUGGCUGCCUCCACCACGAUCGGACGUUUCUCUGUGAUAAGCACAGAAGACGACAUUACACAGAGGACGCGUUGCAGCCGCUACUCUGCACCUCCAGAUUUCUACCUGGACACACCUCCUUCCAUGGCCAAGCGGGGCUCCCUGCCUCGCGCUCUGACUUCCACGUCAGUCCCUGUGGAUGUCACGGUCCACGCUCGCUUCCUCUCCUCAGACUCGGGUGCUGAGAGCAGCCCUGCUAAGAUGGCUCCGGCCACCCCGUCUCGGCAUACGCGCUCUGAGCGCAGAGGAAGCGACCUCAUGAAGAGGGCAGUAGCCUUCCUCCGUCGCUCAGGGCGCAGCAGCAGCUUGCAGAGCUCUGACUCACCGAGUAGGCAUGGAGGCGUGCCUGGCUCAGCCUAUGCCAGCAGUGAUAAUGACUCUGAGAUGGAGGAUUCGGACAUGAAGAGGGAACUCCAGAGACUCAGGGAGAAACAUCUGAGGGAAAUCUCGGAGCUGCAGGCCAAUCAGCGAGGGGAAGUGGAGCUGCUAUAUCGCCGUCUUGGUAAAGCCCCACCUCCUGGUCUGGGUCUCUCGCAUGCACCGCAAAACGGCCGCAGAAAAAGGUCCAGCAAGCACAGACUGAAGCCUGGCAAACUCCUUAGCCCUCUGGUUCAACAGUUUAGAAACGUCACAACCAAGUCAAGUGACUCCAGCAAAUCCAGUGCUGCUCCUACAGGAACAGGUGAGCCUACUGUGAGUCUAAAUGGCUCUCCGGCUAAAGCGUCCUUCCCCACUCACGGCAGGGCGCGCUCUUGCACCAGCCACUUGCCGAGCUCCACCUCAGAGCCCGUUCAGACUCAGCAGCCCUGUUCCCUCAAGGGCUCUUUGUCGUCGGACAAUAUUUACGCUGGACUGCAUGGAGAUAGCACCGGCACACAGGCUCCCCCCGGACAAGGCUGGUCUAAUUACCCUCAAACAUCUGAGAGAGUGACCAAUAAAUCGAGUAGCAAGCCGCGAGCUAGAUUUCUCAGGACAACACUGAAGCGACUGUGUCUUGGCAAAGAACGUGGCAGCAGGUCUGGAGCCGGCUCAGGGGCUUCCAAUCAAUCUCAGCAGCCGCCUAUGGGUGCCACGCCCCCUCCUCAUCAGCCAGUGAUAGGACUGGCUCAGGCUCAGGCCAACAACAGCAACAAUAAAACAGCUACAUACACUGGUUAUUCUUUGUGUGCAAAUGAAAACAACCUGCCCGAGGACCUGCAGCGAUUGAUGGAGGACUGGGCCCAGGAGGUCCUUAUUGUCACCCACAGGCCUGGGACGGACUCUCUGAGCAUCAGCGGGCAGCAGCUUUGGGAUCAUGUUGUGCCUCAAACUCAAGAACAACUGGCUAGUGCUUCAAACGUAUCAUCAUGGACAGUCCCUGGUCCAGAAGCCCGCAGUCUUCCCCUGUCAUGGCUGGACAGCCCUGGGUCAACACUGACUUGUCCCUCGAUAGGGCCCCAUCCAAAUUAUCAGCUGCCCUCCCAUUCCCCGUUCCGGGCAAUGUCCUCACAUGUCUCUGUUGGCCAGUGGCCUGGGUUUAUCUCCCCCCUUCAUUCAGGAGUCUUUUCCUUUCCUGCUUUGCCCUCAGCCCAGGACCCCCCCAGCCCCAUUCCAGCGCCAUCAUAUCAGCCGCCUGACCCCAAAGCCAGGACUCUCUAAUUUGAGUAGCAUUGUGUCUUCCAAUUCUUUUACCAAAAAGAAAUCUAAUUAUAGGUAUAGUCAAUCUUAUGUGCAUAUACUGUAUAUAUUUAACCAGCAUGAAUUCAUGUACAUACUGUCUCCAUUCAUGACUUUUAUGUCAUUUGUUUCAUUUGCAUCAACAUACCUCAUGUCCAUAUUACAGUACAAAAUCCUUGAGUGCAGUGUAAUGGUAAUAGUACAUUAAAAGAUGUAUAAUUAACCCAAUUGGGUUUAAAAGUG